Molecule: messenger RNA, 1780 nt
Organism: Pungitius pungitius (ninespine stickleback)
Lineage: Eukaryota; Metazoa; Chordata; Actinopteri; Perciformes; Gasterosteidae
Gene: pcbp3
Product: poly(rC) binding protein 3
Exons: 15
Coding region: 553-1536 (327 amino acids)
Biological process (GO): regulation of gene expression; regulation of RNA metabolic process
Cellular component (GO): cytoplasm; nucleus
Molecular function (GO): mRNA binding
Source: RefSeq, a predicted model, not a curated record
AUUAUCUGAGUGGCUCCGGGUUUAGUGUCUGCCUCCGAGCGCGCGCGCGUGCAUGUGCGCGCGUGUGUGUGUGUGUGCGUGUGUAUCGGAGGGAGAAAAGAGAUAAAGAGAGAGAGAGAGAGUCCGGGAGGGAGAGGCAAGCAGCGUUUUCUUCUCCCCCCUUUCGCCUCCCCGUCUCCCUGCUCCCUGUCACUCCAUCCUUCCUCCCCUCUCCUGGACCACCCCUUCAGCCGGACCGAGACCCCCCCUCCCCGCCACCCAGACCGCCCCGGGACCCUUUGACUCUCCUGGUUCCUCCCAGCAGGAAUCCGUCUCCUCUCCUCUCUCCUGGAGUGCCGUCUGUCAAAGACUCAACUGCACAUUGUCCAUCAGCCAGACGUCCAGACUCCCCAUCCGGUUGCAAGGCUGCCAGCCACAGGUCACAUGACCUGGAGGAAAAAACCUGGGAGACUUUUGGGAUCCGUCUUUGGUGACUGGCUGGCUGGCUUCCACUUCUCUAUUUGAGGACAUUCCAGGACGGUGCUUAGGUCUCACCCCCACUCCCCCCCCAGCAUGGAGCCCACCAAAGUCCAGUCAGAUGGUGGCCUCAACGUCACCCUCACCAUCCGCCUCCUCAUGCACGGAAAAGAAGUUGGAAGUAUAAUUGGAAAGAAAGGUGAAACAGUGAAAAAGAUGCGAGAAGAGAGUGGAGCACGAAUCAAUAUUUCUGAGGGCAGCUGUCCAGAGAGGAUCGUCACCAUAACUGGACCAACAGACACCAUCUUCAAAGCAUUUGCUAUGAUUGCAUACAAAUUUGAGGAGGACAUAAUCAAUUCUAUGAGCAACAGCCCAGCAACCAGCAAGCCCCCGGUCACCUUAAGGCUGGUAGUGCCGGCCAGUCAGUGUGGCUCCCUAAUAGGUAAAGGAGGCUCCAAGAUAAAAGAAAUGAGAGAGUCCACAGGGGCCCAGGUCCAGGUAGCAGGGGACAUGCUGCCCAACUCCACAGAACGAGCCGUGACAAUCUCUGGGACCCCCGAAGCCAUCAUCCAGUGUGUCAAACAGAUCUGUGUGGUCAUGCUCGAGUCUCCACCCAAAGGUGCCACCAUCCCUUACCGCCCGAAGCCCGCCUCCACCCCAGUCAUUUUCUCUGGUGGCCAGGCCUACACAAUUCAGGGACAGUACGCCAUUCCACAUCCAGAUCAGUUGACCAAGCUCCACCAGCUGGCUAUGCAGCAAACCCCCUUUACCCCCCUCGGACAGACCACCCCUGCUUUCCCUGGUUUGGAUACCAGUCCACCAGCCAGCACCCAUGAGCUAACAAUUCCCAAUGACUUGAUAGGCUGCAUCAUCGGGCGCCAGGGAACCAAAAUAAAUGAGAUUCGACAGAUGUCAGGGGCGCAAAUCAAAAUUGCAAACGCCAUGGAAGGCUCGUCAGAGCGGCAGAUCACCAUCACAGGGACUCCUGCUAACAUCAGCCUUGCCCAGUAUCUCAUCAACGCCAGGUUCAGGGACGUGGCUGCCAUGUGGAAUGACCCCUCGUCCAUGACUACAUCCUGAAGUACCCCCAAAUCUGCUUCACAAUCAACCUGCUUGUGUUAUCCCAUGGAACUUACCCAGGAGUCCCAUGUCCUCAGUUCAUUGGGAGACCUACUGUAACAGUCACAUUUACACCGGGAUGUUUUUAAAGUGGACGUAGCCAGUAUAAAUUUAGGAAUAGUUGGACAUUUUGGAAUCUUGAGUUAUUAGUCAUUUCUGCUUUGAAUUAGAAGAAUGAAUACCACUCUCGUAUGUUUUUUUUAAA